Messenger RNA from Nerophis ophidion (straightnose pipefish), 2278 nucleotides. Its product is annotated as zinc finger protein OZF-like. Lineage: Eukaryota; Metazoa; Chordata; Actinopteri; Syngnathiformes; Syngnathidae. The record is from RefSeq and is a predicted model, not a curated record. Bases 319 to 1965 code for a protein of 548 amino acids. The transcript has 3 exons. Gene Ontology annotation, biological process: regulation of immune system process; negative regulation of transcription by RNA polymerase II; regulation of cytokine production.
CCCCGCCCGGCCCUGACCAAGACGAAACAAGAGCAAGACAAAGCAAGAUGGCGUUUGACGUCGUUGUGCUCAAUAAACUUAAGCGAUCUUAACCAAAAGGUACAUGUACACACAUAUGUUGUUUAAUAGAGCAAGCGUGUUUAUUUAUUGUUUGUACUAAUAUACAUUAGUCUUAGCGCACUUUGACGCUUCUCGUGCUAGCCUAGCUUAGCUAGUUAGCUUAGCCUGUUAGCCGCUAACAAAGACGGGCGGAAGUGAUCAAAACACAUCGCUAAGCAGAGAUCAAGUGUGAGUGUAAAGUGUUGUGAUUGUGUGAAAAUGUGCGAAAGAACCAUAGCAGAGUACGAGGAGGAACUUUGUCCGACAAAAGAGGAGAAGGAGCGACAACAUCAAAAACAUCGAGUUGCGUUACACAGAACAGACGUCCAGCAGCGCCCCCACAAUAAAGAAGAAGAGGGGGAUCCACAGCCGCCCCACAUUAAAGAGGAAGAGGAGGAAGUGUGGAUCACCCAGGCGGGGGAGUGUCUUCUCGGGCAGGAGGAGGCUGAUAAAACCAAGUUUCCACUAUCUGUGGUCUCUGGGAAGACUGAAGAGCAUGAAGACAAACCACCUGAGUCCUCACAGCUUCAUCACAGUCCAAACGUCCGUGGGGAACAUCUUCUCCCUGAGCAGCAGGAGCGGGCCUCCAGGAUGGAACAUUGUGAGCCACAGCUCCCUUUUAUUAAAGAGGAAGAGGAAGAGCGCAGCAUCAGUCAGGGGGGAGAGCAGCUUGAAUGGAUGGAAGAGUUGCCAUUGACUGUCAUUGUGAAGAGUGAAGAUGAUGAGGUCAAAGGUGAGAGUGAGUCGAAGAGAGAGGCGGGGCCUACAAGCAGCAGCUCAACAGAAGCUGAUGGAGACCACUGUGGAGGAUCACAAGCAGACAAGCGCUUAGCUCCACUAUCAGAUAGUGAGGACACAACGUCACACUCUCCUGACUCUGAUGAUGAAGACUCUAAAGAUGAUAAGACAUCUCACGCUGAGAACACAUGCUUUCCAUGUCCUCUCUGUGACAAAACCUUUAAUUACCGUUGUUAUCUUAAAGUGCACAUGAGAACACACAGCGGUGAAAAACCUUAUGAGUGUUUAGUCUGCGGCAAACGCUUUACACGGGGACAGUGUUUGAAAAAACACAUAAGAUUACACACCGGGGAAAAACCUUUCACCUGUUCAAUCUGCGGUAAAUGUUUCGCGCAGAGUCAAGAUUUAAAAAGACACACCCGGACGCACACCGGCGAAAAACCAUACCCUUGCUCAAUCUGCCAAAAAAUAUUUUCCGACCGAUCAGCGCUUGCACAACACACGAGAACGCACACGGGCCAAAAGCCUUUUACCUGUUCUAUCUGCGGUAUAGGUAUGGUACAGAGUCAAAAUUUAAAAGCACACAUGAGAACGCACACCGGCGAAAAACCAUUUUCCUGUUCCGACUGCAACAAAAGCUACUACAGCCAAUCAGCGCUUGUCAAACACGCAAGAACACACACUGGUGAGAAAGCUUUCACUUGUCCACACUGCAACAAAAGCUUCUAUGGCCGGUCGAACCUGGUGGAACACAUCAGAAUACACAACGAAGGGCAACCUUUUACCUGUUCAAUCUGCGGGGAAGAUUUUAUUCAGAAGCAGCAUUUGAAAACUCACAUGCGAGUGCACGCCGGCGAGAAACCCUAUUCCUGCUCGGAAUGCGGUAAAAGUUUCGGGCAAAAUAACUGUUUGAAAGAACACAUGAGAACGCACAGUGGAGAAAAACCUUUUUCCUGCCCGGAAUGCGGUCGAGAUUUCCGGCAAAAGAAGGUGCUAACGCAGCACAUGAAAAUACACAGCGGAGAAAAGCCGUUUCCUUGUUUGAUCUGUGAUAAAAAGUUUGUACGGCGAGAGCAUUUUAAUGUGCACAUGCGGAUGCACACGGGAGAAACGACUUUCAGCUGUUGAAUCUGUCAUCAUUCGAAAAGACACGUAAGCAAACAGGUGAACUACUGUUGAGGUGCGUUGUUUGUUUUGUUAGACCUUUAUUGUUAGUAAAAUUAACAUACUGACUUUAACAUUAGAACAUAUAGCAUCUGGGACAUUGUUAGUGUGUGUGUAACAAUCUUAUUAAUCAUUCUGUACGGCGAUGAUUAGAUGUUUAGGAUUAGUUUUUGUUUUUUUUCUCAAGUACAUCCAUUAAUAUUCAACAUUGUGUACUAAUAUAUAGACACCAGAAAAAAUUGACUGACAAUAAGAUAAUAAACCAUACAAAAUUAAA